AUGGCAUGUCUCGCAAUCCUUCGUUUCCAGCUUUUGAUUAUUGUGCUUCUUUCAAAUGUGCUCUAUGUGCAGGGGCGUCGAGGCGGAGGAGGCGGCAGCGACGACAACGGUGGAUCAAACGGCGGUGGAGGAAGCAGUAACGGUGACAGCGGCGGUGGUAACAGUGCUCCUAGCCCAGAGGAAGAAGCGCGCAGUAACCCAUGCCGGAUGGAAAUUGGUCAUACCAAUCCAAUAUGGCUGCAUCGCUGGAUUGGCACGUACUACAACGGAACAGUAGAAAUUUCGCUCGAGCUCGAUCGUUGCAACGGUACCUGCCAGAAAUCAGAGAUUAAGGCCAACUGGGAGCUGACAGGCGUGUUGGCUAUACUAGAUCCUUUUCAUUCCGCUGCAGGGAAUUCAAGACCUUAUAUCCCACGUCCCAAAAACCCCUUUCUUGGCGUACUCUAUGGCUGGCCCAAGGACACCAACCAGUCCGAGCUCCUCGCACAACGGGACGAUACAUUCCUCCCGCCGCCCGUUAACCUCGCCAUGGAAACCGUAUCAGACUUCCACUACAACGAAGUCAUGUAUGGGCUCGAUCCGUCCGAUACUGUGAGCCGGAGUAACCCAACCUGCCGUGUGCAGAACGUCACCAGUACGGAUGACGGAUACCAAUUUGAAUGCUCAUAUGAUGGGCUUGGAGUCUACAGAGCAACUGACAGCAGCCAGUUCUCAUCUCCGGUACUCAACUCCAACGGAAGCAAUCACCUUGUGGUAGAACCUGCCAACAACACUAUGCUCUCGGGAAGCUUUGAUCCUCAUUCGGCUGAGUUCGAAUGGAAGGGUCCCUUUCACGCGUUUGCUGGAACAUUUGGUAAAGAUUCCAUAAGGAAGUCUUACUCAACCGAUCGCAACCGUAUAAACGAAGAUGAAACGGCUUAUACUGGUGAUUUUACAGUUCGCUUUAGAGGUACAGUGGACCUAGAGCAUAGCCAUGAAAUGGUAGUUAAGAGCGGGCGUGAUCCUCUGGAAGAUUGUCUUUCCAGCUAUGGGGGCUCGGUUUAUUUCUGUCUUUACUUUUAG
Molecule: messenger RNA, 1062 nt
Organism: Fusarium tjaetaba
Lineage: Eukaryota; Fungi; Ascomycota; Sordariomycetes; Hypocreales; Nectriaceae
Exons: 3
Coding region: 1-1062 (353 amino acids)
Source: RefSeq, a predicted model, not a curated record